Molecule: messenger RNA, 2069 nt
Organism: Mytilus trossulus (common blue mussel)
Lineage: Eukaryota; Metazoa; Mollusca; Bivalvia; Mytilida; Mytilidae
Exons: 6
Coding region: 1518-2069 (183 amino acids)
Source: RefSeq, a predicted model, not a curated record
UUUCAGUCAUAUUUAUAGAUUAUCAUUGAUUAUCUCAACGAGAUUGAUUUUCUCGCUUGAGCUGGUACAGUUGAGAUGACCAAUGAUAAUCUGUUUAUCGCUAUUUUACCUAUGACGACGUUGUCAGUUUCAAUGUCAAUUUCGUUAGCAACGCCACAUGACCUCCUUAGUUUCUAGCGAUAAUGUUUCCAUCUCAAGCAAUAAGCAUGAUAUGAAAAUAAUCACAAAAAAAAGAUCAAAGUAAAAAUGUACAAAAUAGCGAUAAAUACUGAUAAUGAUGCAGCAACAUCUGAGCCAGACUUGAAGUUGAGUUUGGAAACCUUCAGAAAAAAGAUGGCCAGAACCAUGUGAAGACAAAUCAACAAGCUUGUGUAAUAUUUCAAAGAGUUACAAAGAAUUGCAAAAGAAUGAAACAAAACAAUAUAUAGUGAGGUGCUUUAUGUAUGCCAUUAAGGGAUGUGACAAAGAAGAUGACAUUAAGAUUGGGCUGCAAAGAAUUGUACCACAUAUUUUGGGAUCACAUGAUUGAAGGUUUAAAGGUUAAAUUGAAUAAUUUAGUGCAAAAAAUGAUUGGUAGAAGUAAUUCUUUAAAUGAUCUUGGAUCUAGACAGUCAAAUGAAAGCUUUAACCAGCUUGUAUCUGUAAAGGCACCUAAAUCAAGGUAAUUUGUAUGUGGUAUUUGCAUGUCAGUCCACAUUCUUAAGCAACAAUAAAUAUAAGUAUAAAAAAUAUGUUGUAUGAUUACCAAUAAGACAACUCUAUACAAGAGACCAAAUGACACAGGAAUUAACAUCUAUGGGUCACAGUUUAUUUUAUUUUAACUGCUUGCUUCCAGGAAUCAAUUUCCUGACAUAUUUUCUUUUUUUGAGUUUCGAGGUUGAGUUCAAUAUCUGAAACUUCCAAAUUUGGCUGGUAUUUGCAAGUUUACAUUUAGUCAAUGGGAGAUAACUCUGACCACAUAAUGUUUAUUCUUAUUUUUGUGGGAUAAACAUUAAAUUGAUUGAUUUUUCCAGAUUUAUUAGGAAUCUUUAUUUCAACUGAUAGACUAGUUUUGAUAUAGCUAGAUACUGUUAAUUCAGAUAUUAUCGCAUGCAUUCAUUAUUGUGAUUUUUGAAGAAUGGACAAAAAUGCAAGAUUUAUUAUUGCAAUUCAUACUGAUUUUUGUAUCAGAUAUCAGAAUACAAUUUCUAAUUAUUGCCAUACUCACUAAGUCGCAUUAAUUGCAUUAAUAACAAUCUUUAAGACAUUUUUAUCUUACAUGUAUUACAUGUACAUGCAUAGUUUAAAGUAAAGCAAAUUUAUAGUUGCUGCAUCUUCCGAUCUUAAUUAUUUCUUAUAUUGUCAGAUUUUAAUCAUUUAUCCCCCUUAUUUUUACUUCAGAAGCCCAAAAUAAGAAAACAACUGCAUGCAUGAUAUUUAAUGCCAAUAUUAUUUCUUUUACAGGUAUUAACAUUAAAAAAUACAGUUAAAGUUAACCACAGACUGGAAAAUCUUGUUGUGAAUCUAAAAUUGCCCACAUGAGAACAAAGAUGAAAACCGUUGUGGCUUCAGGAAAAAACAUGAUAACUGACAAAGAUAUGAAAGUUACUAUUGAUGAAGGGUCAAGUGUUGUUGGUUGUCAGGAUCAAGAACUAUUUAGAUAUAUUUUGUACAUCCAUCAAGUUGUUAUUGAAGACAAAAUUACACAGAUACCACCAUUCCACAGAAUAUGGAAUUUGGACAUUGAUGGGUUAGAGUUAAAGCCAUCUCAUAUUACAAUUGAGGAUGAAGAUAUCUUUAAUAUAAGGCCAUCUGAUAUGAUCAAUUUGCUGCUAUCAAAAGUAUAUGAAGGAAAUGAUCAUGCUAGAAUUAAAAAUCUGAUACAAUUAUCAACUGAGAAAAGUAUGGAAAUAGAUGUCCCAGUGAAUGUAUUUGAUGAUGAUACCAGUGCAAAUAGAUCCAAGAAAUGGAAUCCAAUAAAUGUGUGGACCUUGCAUGGUGGUAUUCCUGCUAAAAUAAAAAUGGCAAACAAUUCUCAUCAUUUUCUUGGUGUUACAUCAGGAGAUGCUAAAUCUCUAGCAACACCUUAG